AUAAGAUGUGGUAGUUCCGCUUCAUGACAUUCUUUCGACCUUGUGCUACUUUAGAUUAAAGAGUCUGCAAGUUUUCUUUCAUCUCUGCUUUUUUAUCAUCUUGUCUGUCGGUGAAGUGAAGGUGAAGUUUGAAAUAUGAGCUUGGACUCAUAAAACGUAUUUCACUUCCAUUGCUGUAAGAGCGUAUGUGAUUGUCGUGUCGUCGGAACGAUAGAAUCCGACAGAACGUUUCUGAGGAAAGAGGUCUGAAAGAAUCGACUCGUUGUGUAAACCACGUGGAGAUUUCUUUCCUCGUCAAUUGAGAAGCCAAAUUGCCUCAAAUACUAUGAAUAUGUCACCACCCUACCCCCCAAAAUCCGCCGUCGUAGGCCUCACACCCACCCACCCAAUCGAUACACCCCUCACCACAAUAUUUAUGCUCCUCUUCCUCCUCUCCUCCAUCAUCCACAUGUCCCUCCUCCAAAUAAACUUCCGCCGCGGCCAAAAAUUCCUCAUGUCUGGCAUGGCAUUCGGCUUUUCCUUUUCCCGCGUCAUAACCUGCGCUCUUCGUAUCAUCUGGGCAUCCUACCCCUCCAACAUCCGUCUCGCGCUCGCGGCUCAAGUUUUCGUCGCUGCAGGCACAAUAUUGUUAUACCUCAUCAAUAUCAUUUUCACAAGUCGAUUAUUGAGGGCAUAUCAUCCGUGGGCAUGGAAACAUUCGGUCCGGACUUGUUUUCGCGUAGGGUAUGUGAGUCUGUUCGCAGGAUUGAUCAUAAAUAUAUCGGUUCUUGUCGAGAAUUUCUUUACACUAGAUCCACAUAUUUUGUGGACCGAUCGGGUUAUAGUAUUGGUUGUUAAUACGUAUUUUGCCAUCUUCGCAUUCGCUCCAAUUCCACUCCUGGCCUUACGGCUGCUUCUCCCUCGGAACCAGGUGGAAAAAUUUGGGACCGGGAAAUUGAGAACGAAAAUUCGAUUGGUACUGGGAACAUCGGUCCUGCUUACUCUCGGAGCGGCUUUCAGAGCAGGGACGGCAUAUGUACCGAGAGCCAUCGAUGAUCCCGCGUGGUAUCAUGGUAAAGCAUGUUUUUAUAUCUUUGAUUUUGGGAUUGAUAUUGUGGUGCUUUUCUUAUUUGCGGUCAUGAGGGUGGAUAGGAGGUUUAUCGUUCCGAACCGAACAAAGAUGCAGGGAGAUUUCAGGAAAGGGGGGUUGGGAGGGAUGCCGUUGAAAGGUAAAGAAGGUGCGGGAGAAGUUAGGUGGGAGUGGAUGAGGGGCUUCAAGGGGGAAUGGAGAGAGUGGAGUGUUGAAGGGGAUGAUGAGUUAUUUCCGGAGAGGAAUAUCAAAGUUGAGGAUGGGGAGGCUGACGCAGAGACAGCAGUAGGUAGUAAUGCUAGUGGAGGGGUUACACCUGAAGCAGUGGGGAGUCGAGAGAAUGUUGAUAUCGAUGUCGAGAAAGGUAGUAAAUAA
Messenger RNA from Botrytis deweyae, 1444 nucleotides. RefSeq lists its product as uncharacterized. Lineage: Eukaryota; Fungi; Ascomycota; Leotiomycetes; Helotiales; Sclerotiniaceae. The coding region runs from base 326 to 1444 and encodes 372 amino acids. The transcript has 2 exons. The record is from RefSeq and is a predicted model, not a curated record.